AGGAAGUGAGGCCACUACCAAGGCGCAUGCGCAACGGCGCAACGAUUUAGGAAUUCAGGAAUGAAGGAUUUCGGCGCGCUGCGUUUUUGUUAUCGGUAGCACGGUUGGAGGUGGAAGAUUGAUAUGAAUCAUGGAUGACACAGAAGAUGAUUAUAUGUCUGAUUCCUUCAUUAAUAUUAACCAGGACAUCAGGCCAGGAAUGCCGAUUUUGAGACGUGUAAAGGAAACUUUUAAAAAAGAGGAAAAAGCAAAAGAAGCUAACCAGAAAAGUAGGCAAAAGAGCAUCAAAGAACAAGAAAAAGAGCAACGUGAAAUGGUUUUAAAUGUUGCUUUGGGGAAUGAAAAUAAAGGCUUUGCUAUGCUCCAGAAGAUGGGGUACAAAAGUGGCCAGCCUCUUGGCAAAAGUGGAAAGGGGAUAGUUGAGCCCAUUCCUCUGAAUAUUACCACAGGAAGAAGUGGGCUUGGCCAUGAAGAAUUACAAAAACGAAAAGCUGAAGAAAAGCUGGAAAACUACAGGAAAAAAAUGCAUGUGAAAAAACAAGUGGAAAAGCAGACAACUGACCUCUUCAAAAUGAGAUUGAAGACCAAGCAGGAGCAACUGCAAGUAAAACGGGACCUCGAGAAAAGUCAGAAAGCCUGCCAACAAUUAGAUACCCAGAAAGGCCUUGAAGUCCCCAAAGAGGUUUGGUACUGGUUAAAUUUAAAGACUGAAGAAGACAAAGAUGAAGAAGAGGAGGAGGAGGAGGAGGAGGAGGAAGAUGGACUCAAUGUAAGUACAUGUUCAGAUAUUGCUUUAGCAAUUGUUUUGGGUGGACUGGCUGGUAAUUUUUUAUAUUAUGAUGCUCCAUAGUGAUCCCAAACUAGGUGAAACAUAAAUUUAAAUAUUUACUGCCGGUAAAUAUAAAUAUUGAACAAAAUGAAUGCAUUUUCAUCACUCUUGAUCGAUUUUGGUUUAGCUUGAGUGCAUCCAUGUAUGCACAAUAUACAUUGAUUGAUCUAUGAUGUGCCAUGAAGCACGUUUCUGCUCUUAGAGACCAUAUAGAUAUAUUUUCUAUAAUGGUCUGACCCUGGAGUCAACCUGAAGUUCUCCAGCUAGACAAACAUUGGGGAUGUGAGUUCUGAAGAGUCUCACGUGAACCCUGUCUGACAAACUGUCUCUGAGAUCUGUUUUUGGAUCAGAAUCCCCCUGUGGGGGAGUAUAAAGAAGGGGCAGUGUCUCAUCAGACCCAGAGGAAGUGCAAGAGGCCCCUUGUAGGUCAGAGAUUUGUCCUCUGAAUCAGAGCUGGUGUGUCAGCAGGCCAAAGCAGCUAAACAGGAGCGUGUAGAGACAAGAUGAAAGCCUGUUAAGAUCUAUUAACCCACAGUUAUAAAUCAGAAUUUGGAAAAGGCAAAGAACCUUGAUAGCAUAAAUAAUAUUGAUGGACAG
Messenger RNA from Thamnophis sirtalis, 1426 nucleotides. The record is from RefSeq and is a predicted model, not a curated record. Lineage: Eukaryota; Metazoa; Chordata; Lepidosauria; Squamata; Natricidae.